GUCCUCUAGGGCAAGCCGUUCCGCCGAUUGACUCGAGAGCGUUGUGCCGCGCGUAGACACAGAGGCGGGCGGAGUGUGGGAAAUCCUGGCUGUUAUGUCGUCUUGACUAACUACCAAAGAUUAAAUACAUGCGGAUUUCUCCGUAUACAUUUUGACAUCGGAGAAGUUGGGCUUCUGCACCCUUGCUUGAAUCGAACGAUGUUUUACAGCCGAGCUGUACAGAGGCGACGCCGUUUUUCACUGUAGCUCUAGCGGAAUGGGACGAGCGACAGAAAAGUGUAUUUUUCCGUCCCCGUCGAUAGUGUGACGACAUUUAAAACGAGGCGAGAAACCUCGAAGAAGGGUCUUUUGGAAGCCUGCCGCGAGGUUGUCGAAGGAACAUUUCUUUCCUUCCAGUCGGCGUUUCAGGAUUUGCAGCCAGCCAUCCCGAGCGGGCGAGCGUUUGGGUAGCUGAAGGCACACCGCGACGACCGCCUGCCGCCUGCCGCCUGCCUCGCUCCGGCUAGUUGACUGGCUCCCGUUUUUCGGACCUCGAGGCCCUGCUCGUCGAGGGGGACAAUGCUCGACAUAAUGUCCGAGCACCAAGACUCACUUUUGACGUGCAAAACCGAACCUUUGCCCCCGGAGAGGAAGAGAAGGACGGUGGAGGACUUCAACAAGUUCUGCAGUGUUGUUUUGGCGUAUUCUGGCUACAUCCCCAGUCCCAACGAGGAAAGUCCGUGGUCCCCGACUUCUUCCGGCUCCGCUCACAGUUCGUCCACGGACGGCAGCGGCGACUCGGUGAGCGGGACGUCGGGGGACUGCAACCAAGACAUCCGCACCAUCCACACGUUUGUCCACAAGGCCCGCGCCAAUAAGGACAAAAGCGCGGCAAACGAGAGCACUUUAUUGGACAAGAUGCAGCUGAAGGACUCCUUGUACGAUAGUCAGGCGGCCGGCGCCAAGGCCGUGCGCAGGUACGACAGAAAGCCCAAGAAGCUAGCGGCGGCGAGCGAGGGCGACAAGCGCGCGCGCAUCAAGCGGAGCAAGAACUCCAAGCUGCCCAGAGCCAAGAAGCCGAGGAGCUCGGCGCCGCACGGCGACGAUCAAACGUGGCGGCCCCUUUGCGGGAGCCCCUCUGCGGCGCCGCACGCCGACCCCGGCCUCAGCCCGCGUCCGGCCGACAAAUUCGGAGCCGAAGAGGCUGGCAGGGACGUCGACGUGAGCUCCAGCGAGUGCGAGACCUGGAUCGCCGACGAAGACAUCAUGGUGGAGUCGGGUGACGACUCGUGGGAUCUGAUCACGUGCUACUGCGGCAAGCCGUUCGCCGGCCGACCCAUGAUCGAGUGCAACCAGUGCGCCAUCUGGGUGCACUUGUCCUGCGUCAAGAUCAAGAAGUCCAAUGUUCCCGACAUCUUCUACUGCCACAAGUGCAUGCACUCCAGGCGCUCGGGACACAAGAAAGACUCUUAAAUGAAAGUCUGCGCUUUGUCCCUUCCCCUCCCCGGUUGCGUCGCCUCGAGCCGAACAUUUAGCCACAUGCGGAGAAUUGGUUUGACAAUCACUAUUCGUUAUUUAUCCGUCUUGACCCAAGGUUUGUUUCUUUGCGGCCUCUGUAAAAUGUUAGCAUUUUGUAACAACAUUAUGAUAAAACAUGUUGUUUUGUUACUGGGUUGUUUUCCUUUUGUUGUCGUCAGUUAAAAGGACAUUGAUGCCAAAUGUCACUUUAAAAAAACCUGCAGAGUGAUUUGCAAAGCCAAAUGGCUGUUUUAGGUGAACCCGUCUGAUUGAAUUCCCCUUUUCGGGAAGCCCUCCUAAGUUUCAAAAAUAAUUUAGAUGAUAGAAGCAGUGCACUUUUGGAUUUUGAGAAUGCAAGUACGUUCACCCCAGAGCGCUUAGCAAUGCCAUUUUAUUUGAUUAUUUUUUUAGAUACGAGGAGUUUGGUUUCGCGAGGCUCGCUAGUUCCUAUAUGGUCGUCCGGUUUUGCUCCUCAUGUUCUUUUGUUCGGCUCCUGGGCGCCCUUUUUUUCUUUUUUUGUUGUUGUUGGUUUGUUUCUCUCCCCGUUCGGGAACACUUUAGGAUGUCUCGUUUCGACUCGGCGGGGAGAACACCUGUACAUAUCGUGUUCUCGGAGAAAAAUGUACAUAUGUGAAAGAUACGAAAGCGUAUUUCUGUCACGCCAGGAAAAAAGUUUGAAAACGCCGAAAUUUCUCACGUUCUAACGUGAGGCUGAGCUUGAUUUUUUUUUUUUUUUUUUCCCCCCCUGGUGUGUCGGGGCUACGCUUCCGUAUAAAAGCCAAUGCAAAAACAAAUCUAUAUUUUCUGCAGUUCAAUAUUGUUUUCAAUAACGGUAGUUCAAAGAAAUAA
Messenger RNA from Corythoichthys intestinalis (scribbled pipefish), 2346 nucleotides. RefSeq names its product PHD finger protein 23b (gene phf23b). Gene Ontology annotation, biological process: positive regulation of protein ubiquitination; negative regulation of autophagosome assembly; negative regulation of autophagosome maturation. The transcript is spliced from 5 exons. Gene Ontology annotation, cellular component: nucleus. The record is from RefSeq and is a predicted model, not a curated record. The coding region runs from base 559 to 1452 and encodes 297 amino acids. Lineage: Eukaryota; Metazoa; Chordata; Actinopteri; Syngnathiformes; Syngnathidae.